Messenger RNA from Mesorhabditis belari, 717 nucleotides. The record is from the annotation of a GenBank genome assembly. Lineage: Eukaryota; Metazoa; Nematoda; Chromadorea; Rhabditida; Rhabditidae.
AUGACUUUAUUCUUUUCGAGGAUCACAGCUAAUGAGUUGCAAUCUGUAAAGGAUAUCUAUUUCAUUUGCAAUCCAUCGAAACCUGAGAUGUCGAGAAAAAUUCGAAUCAAAUCGACACGUCCGUUGAACAGCUGGGAUCCCAACUGGGCCAGCGUUAUCAACCCGGAACCGGAAGAUGAUCCUCGAACGUAUGUCGUCGAUGAAGAUUUUCGCGCAAAAAAAGUCUGGGAGUACUACAAUGCUCAUAAGGCUGAAUUCUUGAAUAUUUCGAGUGUUGAACAACAGAAACGCCUAGGCGAAGCGACAAAUGAGACGGGUGGAUCGUUUCUAUUUCAUUGCGAUCGGGGCGACCCACAAAUCGUCCUCAAAUUGGCUAAAGGGUUCAUCGCUUUGGCUAAAGCAAUCAAUGAUGGAUCGUUUGACGUUCCCGAUCUUCUGGCCAUUUCGAUGAGAGUCACCUCUCCGGUCCACACUUCACGAAUCAAGGUCGAGACGGACAAAUCGAAUGUCGAUGAAGAGAUGCUCGCGAAGAUUCGUCACAUUCUAUUAUCAAGCGAUUAUAAAGCGAAAGUGAAAACAAAUGUUGCAAGUUACUUAAACUGGAUGCCCCGGGAAAGCUCGAGAGAUGUGUUCAAAUUUGAGUCACCGUUUGUUGAACAAAGAGGGAAUAUUGGUCGACUCGAAGAAGGGCUUAAGAAAAUGAACAUUUCAAAGAAG